CUAAUCCCCCGUUGGUUCUAGGGUUUUCAUUCAGUCAUAAGCUGCUCCAUUUUCUUCAGUCACCAGUCUCAACUUUCUCUCUUCUUCCAUCCAAAUUGCUCGGCAGCCAUGAUCAUUAAAGAGAAGGACAGGAGAGAGAUCUGCAAAUACCUCUUUCAAGAGGGUGUGUGCUAUGCCAAGAAGGAUUUUAACUUAGCGAAGCACCCGGAGAUUGAUGUCCCGAAUCUCCAGGUGAUUAAGCUCAUGCAGAGCUUCAAAUCAAAGGAAUACGUGCGCGAGACCUUUGCUUGGAUGCAUUAUUAUUGGUACCUUACGAAUGACGGAAUUGAGUUCCUACGUACAUAUCUCAACCUCCCAUCCGAGAUUGUACCUGCCACGCUGAAGAAGUCAGCCAGGCCUCUCGGACGUCCUAUGGGUGGUCCCCCUGGUGAUCGUCCUCGUGGACCUCCAAGAUUUGAGGGCGACCGGCCACGUUUUGGUGAUAGAGAUGGAUACCGUGGUGGGCCAAGAGCACCACCAGGUGAAUUUGGAGGUGAAAAGGGUGGAGCACCUGCUGAUUACCAACCUGCUUUCAGGGGUGGUGCUGGUGGGCGUCCUGGUUUUGGCCGAGGUGCUGGCGGCUUUGGUGGGGCACCUUCAAGUUAAUUUUUCGAUUUCCUCAAUUUAGUUAUAGUUUUUUAUACGAUUUCAAAUUUUGAUUUGUGCCGAACUAAUUUUUUUCCAUGAGAAUAUCACAAGUUCUUUGAUGCCCAUAAUUUUGUUGAAUUCUUAUAUACAUUGGAUGAGUACUUGUGCUGGACUUUGUUUAAAUUAACAGUCAUGCUCUUUAGUG
Sesamum indicum (sesame) is the source of this 832-nucleotide messenger RNA. RefSeq names its product small ribosomal subunit protein eS10z. Gene Ontology annotation, molecular function: RNA binding; structural constituent of ribosome. Gene Ontology annotation, cellular component: cytosolic small ribosomal subunit. The record is from RefSeq and is a predicted model, not a curated record. NCBI's taxonomy places the organism in Eukaryota, Viridiplantae, Streptophyta, Magnoliopsida, Lamiales, Pedaliaceae.